ACCACCCCUCCUAUGGGUUUACACAGAGUUAGUGCAAGAUAUUCUGCUCUGGGAGUGAGAGUGCAAGGAUAAACGGCACAUACACGCUGCGCAUCGCUGUCACACUGAACAGCCUUUAUAUUGAGGUUUACAUUUCUAAGUGGGAUCGACUCUGAGAUUUCUCUUUGUUUUUUUGCAUGAAAGCCUUAAUGAUCGUUUUUUAACCUUGUGUCUACGUCGGCUGAUUAUUGAUGGAGCCCCGUGAACUUGAAACAUGACGGGACACGAGAGUGUCUUCUUGCGUUUACCUCGUCUGCGCCUUCACCUUAACAGGUAGCCCGGGGUGUGUGAAAAAACCGCCGGUUUUCUCGGGACGUGUACGGGAGAUGAGCGUUGAUUUUGGGACCCGUUCUAAUGGAAGAAACCACAAACCACUGACCACCUGGCUGUGUCUGCUGGAGAGCGACGCUGAUCACCGCAAUCACCGCAGGUCGCACAAUUAGAUCCUGUCCAUUCCUGAAGUUAAAUGGGGAAAACGGAACUGCGACAUAUGCAGCCUCUUAUUUACCCCAGUUUGUGCGACCAGCUGCUUUUACCUAAAACCUGUUCUUGAGUCUGAUUACUCCUGCGAGGCGAUAUAUUUUUUUUAUCUUUCCUGGACCCAAAGCUAGAUCUGACUGAGAAGGAUAUCUUUACCCGAAUAAGCUCCCAGGCACACUGGAUGAGAAGACUAUGAGCUGACACACUCCGAUUUUUCUCCUGCGCUGUAACGGAUUUGGGUUGGUCUGUGGAAGAUUCCUGCCAUCGCGUGCAAGGAGUCACUGCCUGUAACAACAUAGAAAGAAACCUUUGAGUUGCAAAGAGUGGAAACACAUUCACACUGCCAUGGAUCUAAAAGACUAUUACCUGUUGGGUGCCCUGCUUGCCUGCAUAUGGCUAGAUCCUUCAAUAGCCCAAGAGCUAAUCUACCCCAUCAGAGAGGAGUUGCAAGAAAAUGUCCUCAUUGGAAACAUACCAAAGGACCUAAACAUUUCCCAUACAAAUGCUGCCACUGGAGCAAGUGCUAAUCUAGUCUACCGGCUCGUCUCCAAAGCAGGAGAUAACCCACUAGUCCGCGUUCUGAGCAGCACUGGCGAGAUAUUCACAACAUCAAACCGAAUCGACAGGGAGAAGUUGUGCCCCGGUCCCUCGUUUGAGGACAGCGAGUGCUCCUUUGAAAUUGAAGUGGUCAUCCUGCCUAAUGAUUAUUUCAGGCUGAUUAAGAUCAAAAUAAUUGUCAAAGACACAAAUGAUAAUGCCCCCAUGUUCCCAUCCCCUGUGAUCAACAUCUCCAUCCCUGAGAACACGCUCAUUAACAGCCGUUUUGCUAUUCCUUCUGCCACUGACCCAGACACUGGCCCCAACAGUGUCCACAAAUACGAGCUGAUCAAUGGGCAAAGUGCCUUUGGCUUAGACAUAGUAGAAACGCCUGAGGGGGAGAAGUGGCCCCAGCUCAUUGUGCAGCAGAAUCUGGACAGAGAGCAGAAGGAUACAUACGUGAUGAAGAUCAAAGUGGAGGAUGGUGGCAGUCCACAGAAAUCCAGCACUGCCAUUCUCCAAGUUACAGUAACAGAUGUCAAUGAUAACAGACCAGUGUUUAAAGAAGGUCAGAUAGAGGUGCAUAUACCAGAGAACUCCCCUAUUGGCACGUCUGUUGUGCAGCUUCAGGCCACAGACGCAGACAUAGGGGGAAAUGCAGAGAUACGUUAUGUCUUUGGGACUCAGGUGUCUCCUGCUACUAAAAGACUCUUUGCAUUAAAUACAACAUCUGGCCUAAUUACAGUGCAGAGGCCUCUGGACAGAGAGGAGACUGCUAUUCAUAAGCUCUCUGUUUUAGCUAGUGAUGGCAGCUCUAGUCCUGCCAGAGCUACUGUUACCAUAAAUGUGACUGAUGUUAAUGACAAUCCACCUAAUAUUGACCUGAGAUACAUAAUCAGUCCCAUUAAUGGCACUGUUUUCCUCUCGGAGAAGGAUCCCAUCAAUACCAAGAUAGCUCUCAUCACAGUGUCAGACAAAGACACUGACAUCAACGGCAAGGUCAUUUGUUUCAUAGAGAAGGAUGUGCCCUUCCAUCUCAAAGCCGUGUAUGACAACCAGUAUCUGUUGGAGACAUCUGCGCUGCUUGACUAUGAAGGGACCAAGGAAUACAACUUUAAAAUUGUAGCUUCUGACUCUGGAAAACCAAGCUUGAAUCAGACUGCUUUGGUAAGAGUGAGGUUGGAGGAUGAGAAUGACAACCCGCCUAUUUUUACUCAGCCAGUUAUUGAGCUGGCUGUUAUGGAAAACAACAAACGCGACCUGUUCCUCACUACUCUUAGCGCCACUGAUGAAGACAGUGGGAAAAAUGCAGAGAUAGUUUAUCAGCUGGGACCAAAUGCAUCAUUCUUCGAUCUCGACCGCAAAACAGGGGUCCUGACUGCAUCCAGGGUUUUUGACCGGGAGGAUCAGGAUCGGUUUCUCUUCACUGUAACUGCAAGAGACAACGGGACACCCCCUCUGCAAACGCAGGCAGCCGUUAUUGUAACUGUGCUGGAUGAAAAUGAUAACAACCCUAAGUUCACACAUAACCACUUUCAGUUUUUUGUGUCUGAGAAUCUUCCUAAAUACAGCACCGUUGGGGUGAUAACUGUGACAGAUUCAGAUGCUGGAGAAAAUGCUGCUGUUUCUCUUUCCAUACUGAAUGACAAUGAGAACUUUAUACUGGAUCCGUACUCUGGGGUGAUAAAAUCUAAUGUGUCAUUUGAUCGGGAGCAACAGAGCUCCUACACUUUUGAUGUCAGGGCUGUGGACAGUGGCAGACCUCCUUGCUCCUCAGCUGCCAAGGUGACCAUCAAUGUCAUUGAUGUGAACGACAACACCCCCAUCGUCAUCUACCCCCCCUCCAACACAUCUUUCAAGCUCGUCCCUCUCUCCUCUAUCCCAGGGUCUGUUGUAGCAGAAGUAUUUGCUGUAGAUGGUGAUACAGGGAUGAAUGCAGAACUGAAAUACACCAUAGUGAGUGGGAACAACAAAGGUCUGUUCCGAAUUGACCCUGUCACAGGGAAUAUUACUCUGGAGGAAAAACCAGCAGUGACUGACAUAGGCUUACACAGAUUAGUGGUCAAUAUCAGUGACCUAGGAUAUCCCAAAUCACUCCAUACGCUGGUGCUGGUAUUUCUGUAUGUCAAUGACACUGUGGGCAACUCAACACUCAUCUAUGAUCUCAUCCGACGCACCAUGGAGACCCCAAUUGACCGAAACAUUGGUGAAAGCAGUGAAACUUAUCAAAGUGGUGACUAUUUAACCAUAAUGAUAGCGUUUGUCACCGGCGCCUUAGUGGUGAUUAUUGUCAUCUUUGUCACUGUGCUGCUGCGCUGCCGCCAUGCUUCCAGGUUCAAAGCUGCACAGAGGAAAAAACAGGGGGCUGAGUGGAUGUCACCCAACACAGAGAACAAGCAGAACAAGAAGAAAAAGCGCAAGAAAAGGAAAUCCCCAAAAAGCUCCUUGCUCAACUUUGUCACCAUUGAGGGGAACAAACCUGACGAUCCUGCCCACGAGCCAAUCAACGGAACCAUCAGCCUGCCCACCGAGCUGGAGGAGCAAGGGAUUGGACGCUUUGAUUGGAAUGCCACACCUACCACAACCUUCAAACCAAGCAGCCCAGACCUGGCCCGGCACUACAAGUCCGCCUCGCCGCAAUCGGCCUUCCACCUCAAGGCCGACACACCGGUCUCAGUGAAGAAGCAUCACGUGAUUCAGGAGCUCCCAUUGGAUAACACAUUUGUUGGGGGCUGUGACACCCUUUCCAAGAGGUCCUCCACGAGCUCCGACCACUUCAGUGCCUCAGAGUGCAGCUCCCAAGGAGGGUUCAAGACGAAGGGGCCCAUGCACACCAGACAGCAGGAGCCACGCUACUCUGAUAACAAAUGGGGAGGAAAAGUAAAGAAACACCUGGGAACAUUAACUCGUGCCCGAACUGAACUGAACCCUGAAUAUCUGGACCUCCGUCCACGAGCUGAGCUGAAUCCUGAAUAUUGGACCCCUUGCACCCCUUUAUCGCAGCGGCGCGUCACGUUUCACCUGCCGGAUGGCUCUCAGGAGAGCUGCAGUGACAGCGGUCUGGGGGACCACGAGCCUGUAGGCAGUGGCUCCCUCCUCACACAACCUCUCCCUCUGGUGCAGGCGCAGGACGACUUCUACGAGCAGGCCUCCCCUGAUAAGAGGACUGAAGCAGACGGCAACUCCGAUCCCAACUCCGAUGGCCCCCUGGGACCUCGUGGCCUAGUGGAAGCUACAGAGAUGUGCACACAGGAAUGCCUAGUCCUGGGACAUUCAGACAACUGCUGGAUGCCCCCGACGCUGGGAUCAUACCAGCAGCCCAAGUCACCCGUGUCCAGCUUUGGGUCUCAGAGGGAGUGGGGUCCCAAGGACAAACUUCUCAAUGGACAUACUCUGACCAGAACCUGGAAAAAUGAGAGUGGGCGGUCAGAGCAUUUUGGUGACAGGAAGCAGUUUGGGAGCGGAGAGGGACACUUCAGCAGUGGCAUAGCUGAUAUUCCACUGGUGAGUCUGAAGUCCUGCCAGCCAGCCUCCUGCCCAGACAGCCCGAAGGACCAGCAGCUAUAAGACGGACUUUGCUUCUGUGCUGAGAGAUGUCCUUACAUCUGGACACAAUAAACAGCUGAAGCAACUCACCUGAGCUCCUCUCCCAUUUUGUUGUUUUCUUUCGUGUUUCAUGUAUUCCUACUUAAGUUGAUGCUUCUGCAGUGUGAUAGCCACAUGUACUAUGUAGGCCACAAAACUAUAGUGCUUAUGCUGUGUUCUCUAAUUCUACAAUUCAACUUUACUAUGGCUCUAGAGGAAACAACUUUUUUAUGAACCUCCAUGGAUUUCUUCAAUGUAACAUUUUAUGUCCACUUCAUGUGUGAUUUGGACAAGAGGAGGAAGGACAUGCAGAAAAUGGAGAAAAUGAAAUCUAAUUACAAGGAAAAAAAAACUACCAUGGUUGACCAGUAUAUACAAAUAUUUGUGGUGUGGUUGUUAUUGAGUUGUUCAGGACUAUAUUAAUCGACACAAUCAAAGAAAAUGGAAUUACAUUUCAGAGUGUUGAUCUAAUAACACUGUUAGUGGACACUUGUUUAUUCUGUCAUUGUCUGUGUGUUUGUAAAUAAGACUUAUUAACCACUAUCAUGUACCCGUAAUAACCACAGUGAAUAGGACAGUUCUUGGCUGUUGUCAUCAUAAUGGCUUGUCAUCAGGAUUUGGGAUUUCAACUGGACAAAGAUCUAUAAUGUGGCAUAAUGUACAACAUGAAAACAUUUACCUAAUUCUUUAAAAACCCUAUGGUUGAUUUAAAAACUAAUUUCCAUCCCAUAAUAUACUCAGUGUUGCCCAUAUUCCGUAAUACUUUUCUUCAAGUACUGCAAAACCACAGGCAAACUUUUUUUUUUAAAACAUUUUGUAUGGAAGAUGUCAGUGCUCGAUACGUGCAUUAUAAAAAUGAAAAGCUCUGAAAGCUCUCCUCUAUAAACUGAUUUUGAAAGAGUUCAGUAAAAUUAAAUAGCAAUAUAUUUGUAAAUGGCUAAAUGUUUUAUCUAACGUUGAUCUUAUUACUGUAUAGAUUUUAUUCAAAUUGUGAUUUAACUGAGUACAAUCUCUCAGUAGUACCUGCAAUUUAUUGACAUACUGUAUGUAUAUAUAUUAUUUCCACACAGACUAUUAUUUUCCAUACAUAAGAAAACAGGUUAAGAUAACACUUUAAUCACUGUGCCUUCAUGAUGUUUCUUCAAACACUGAAUUGUGCUUAUUUAAAUGACGAGAACAUGUUGGCUACAGAGAGCAUCGUGUCUGAUAAUCAAAUGCCUUAUGCAUUGAAUGUUUGCCAAAUUUAGAGACAUAAUCACACAGAUAUUAAAGUACAAAAUCAAGUCAUUGGUUCAGAAGAAAAACACAAAGGCAUGUGCAGAUAAUGGGUCAACCAUGAAAGAUCAUCUGUCAUUCUACUGUCUGAAAAGGUUUGUUUUAUUCCACAGCAUGGAAGGCAAAUUACACAAUGGAAUAGCAUGCUAAAAGAUAUAGCUUUUAAAAAUGAACUUGAUCAUUUUUGUGUCAUUUUAUUUUGUUGGAAUAGAGUUGAUUUGUGCAUUAAGGAGACAUUCAGUUUGUAAAGCACUUUCAUAUUUAUGUCACAAUAUAAAGAAGUUAAGUGGGAUGGAGUGAUUUGCUUAUCGCAGUAUGUUUGUCAGUUGUGAGGGUGUUUGACAUCACAGAUACUGAAACAGUUAUUCCUUGUUACUACUCUACAGGUAUACAGCUAUUGCAAUAAAUGUUUUAAUUAUG
Molecule: messenger RNA, 6336 nt
Organism: Siniperca chuatsi (mandarin fish)
Lineage: Eukaryota; Metazoa; Chordata; Actinopteri; Centrarchiformes; Sinipercidae
Product: protocadherin-9
Exons: 6
Coding region: 865-4623 (1252 amino acids)
Biological process (GO): homophilic cell-cell adhesion
Cellular component (GO): plasma membrane
Molecular function (GO): calcium ion binding
Source: RefSeq, a predicted model, not a curated record